Calliphora vicina (urban bluebottle blowfly) is the source of this 1480-nucleotide messenger RNA. RefSeq names its product histone PARylation factor 1-like (gene Hpf1). Bases 78 to 1388 code for a protein of 436 amino acids. NCBI's taxonomy places the organism in Eukaryota, Metazoa, Arthropoda, Insecta, Diptera, Calliphoridae. Gene Ontology annotation, biological process: regulation of protein ADP-ribosylation; DNA damage response. Gene Ontology annotation, molecular function: poly-ADP-D-ribose binding; histone binding. The record is from RefSeq and is a predicted model, not a curated record. Gene Ontology annotation, cellular component: nucleus. The transcript has a single exon.
ACACUUACAAAUUUUAUUGCGAAUUCUUGACAAUUGUGAAAUAUUUAAGUAAAGUUUGCAAAUAAAUAAAAAAAGAAAUGCCUAAGGAGGACUGCAAAUAUUGGGAUAAAUGUUAUCAGAAAAAUCCCACACACUUGGACAAAUAUAAUCAUCCAAAAAAAGAAGAAAAGACUGAAGGAGCUGGGAAAGAAUCGCCUGAAAAAAUUACAACAAAAGCCCCACCAAAACGUAGAUCCUCAGAAAUGGAGAAGCCUGCUACAUCUGUAGUAGCACCCAAAGAGGAUGACGGUAAAGCAAAAUAUGAAACAGAAGACUUGAAAAAAGAGGCCAUGGCCAAUAUAAGUGGUAAAGAUUGGAUGGCUAUGUUGCAGAAACGUAUUAAAUUUUCGGAGCAGCAAGAAUACGACAAUUUGCUAAAAACCAAUGAAUUUAUACGUCACAAAUUUCUGGUAGAAAUGCCACCAGAUUUCUAUGCAUUUUGGAAAUUUUUGGAACAUUUUAAAAAUAACCUGAAGGGUGAGGAUUUGUUGUCUUAUGUGGAGAAAACAUUUCAAUUAAUGUUGGUGGGACCAUUUGAAUUUUUGGCGGGAAAGUUUAAUAAAGCGCAAUUGCACGAGCCGGGUGAUUAUCUACGACAUUGGCGUUUUUUCUACGAUCCCCCAGAGUUUCAGACAUUAUUCGUAAGAAAAGCCACAGGCAUACACUACGGUUAUUGGCGUGAUGAUCCCCAUGAUAAGGAAACUUUGCUGGUGGCCCGUAAUGAUGCCUCUAAAAAUUGUGAAUUCGAAUUUGUGGCCGGCAAUGCAUUUGAUGCCUUUUUAAGCUACUUGGAAAAAGAUUUUCAAGGUACACCCUUCACAGCGGCUACUGUGAACAAUGUUAAAAAAUCUCAACAGAAAUUCAUAGAAACCAAUGAAGUAAAAUUGGAAUCCUUGGAGAAAUUGCAGAAGGCUCGCAGCAUGAAAGUAGUUUGUAAGUCUUUCCACCGUGCUGGCAUUGUGGUUCCCUUUGAAACAAAAACCCAAUUGGGUUACCGGCCCUUAAUGGAAAGUGAUGCCGAGUUAAAGAAAAUUUUGAAAUUAUUUGAUACGGCUGGUUGCUUAAAGGACGACAAAGAUGAUCCUGUUACCAAGGCUGUAAUGGAUAAACUGCAACCCAUUGCUACUGCUGCCACCAUAGCUGUAGAUGAAUGUGAUUUUGGCACUGCAUUGGAAUUGGGUAUCGAUUUAUUUUGCAGUGGAUAUACACAAUUGCAUUCGCUUAUACAUUCUUUGCUGGUACCGGCAUAUUCAUUGUUAAAACGGCCUCAAUUUAUAGCUAUAUCUAAGGCACAUUUAGAUAGCCGGGUAAAAGCGUUAAGUUUAAGCAUGUUUGAUUAUGAUAAGUGAAUUGUUGUAAGAAUAAAUUAAAACCGCACUGUAGUAUUUAAAAAAAAAAUUACCAAGCAUGAUUGAUUAUAAUAAAAAGUAUUUAAAAAAAU